Molecule: messenger RNA, 159 nt
Organism: Sclerotinia sclerotiorum 1980 UF-70
Lineage: Eukaryota; Fungi; Ascomycota; Leotiomycetes; Helotiales; Sclerotiniaceae
Exons: 1
Coding region: 1-159 (52 amino acids)
Source: RefSeq, a predicted model, not a curated record
AUGGAUUUCACGACUACCAUUACUGGAUUUCCUGCUACACCUAUGUUGGUGAAGGAAAUGGCCGACGAAAUUCGCAUUCGACGCGUUCAAGUCGCGUACUCACCAAACCCUACCUUGAUAAUGGUGAAGGUGUUCCUUGGGAGAGUAACUGCACUCUGA